UGCUGUAGCUGUUUGUUUUUUUAAUUAAGUAAUUUAAUAUGCAUGCAUAUUUUACGUGCAUUUUAAAAUUAACUUAUAUUGCAGUCGUUUUAGAGUUCCUUCCAGCCAACUAGUAAUGCUGGGACCUAUUAGGAGACCGUGCUAACCAGUGGAGCUAGUGAGCUAAAGAAAACCCCAAUAAACCAGGGUUGCCAGAUCUCGCGAGAAAAAAAGGAAGCAAGCGCGAAGAAAAAGUUCAUGCAAUUCUGUUAUUCACCUGAAUGACGGGUCUCCAAGCAAACGUAAACAAAGACUAUAAGCAGCGGACGUUGAUGGUUAUGGAAAAUGAUGGACAACUCGACGGCAAAUGAGAACCACAUAUCCUGUCAGCCGUGGGCCGGCCAGAGUGGCUGGCCCACACCUUCGUCUCAGGGACUCCUCGUGAACCCGCACGCCAACGCUCAGCAUCUCAGCCUGGGCUCGUCCUCCGAUCACAGGCCGCUGUACAACCACCUGCAGGCGUCCAAUCAGAGCAUCAGCAAUCUGAGCGGUUUCCCUCCCAGAAGCAGCAGCCAUCAUGCUGCCCUGGACAAAGCACCUCACAUCAACAGCAUCCCAUCGUCCAACUCUCUGUUUGACAGCACCGCCAUCCAGGAUGCCUCUCACCUGCUCUCCUUCGCCCAGCAAAACCCCCACACCUCAUCCAUGCUGAUAGCUGGAAACCAGGUUGAAGUCACGCCCCAACCCCCACUCCCCCAGCAAAACCAGGGCCCGCCGCCAUGCAGGCCGCCGUAUUUAGACCGUCUCUCGUCCCACAACCCCCACAAAGCAUUGUUCCAGACUCAGUUACCAAAUCAGCGUUUAUCAGAUGGACUUCAGGAUCUGUCCAUCUGCCUUUCAUCGUGCAGACAUGCUGCGUUCGGGGGACAAGGUGUGGACUCGACCGCCAUGGCGGGAUACGGUCACAGCUUUUCCUCCUCCACAUCCCAGGAGCCGCCUCAGUGGGGCCCCUCGUUACACAGCAGGGCAGCUGUAAACGAGCCUGUCCUAAAUGCAGGCGUUCAUACUAACGACGGCGCGUCAGAAAACGGGGGAACCGUCACCAAGGUGACGGACAAUGAAAAGCUCCGAUCCGUCAUCAUACAACAGCGCGCUCACCUUCUUCAGCAACUGGAGAACAUGAAUAAACUUCUGGAGUCGUUGCCUCCAGAUAACAACAGUGACGGGCCGUCGCCGCCAGAUACACCUGCUCAGGACGACUCGCCACCCUGCCAGGGGACCGAGUCCACCGAUGCCCCGCAAGCUCAGCUGUCUCCAGAGGAGUCGCAUCAUUCAGAUUGUUCGUUUCCUUCGGCGUAUGGCGAACUGCGUUCGAUGUGUGACACAUCGGAGCCGAGGUCGGCUGCUGACUCACCGAAAAGGGAAAACCAGAGUGGUGACGAAGAUCCCGAUUACAAGCCUGAGAGUGAUGACGACGGCGCCUCAGCUGCUGACUCUGACUCUACCUGUCCCAGCGAAUCCUUGAGCCCUGGGAAUGCAACGCCACCUCUCACGGAGAUAAAACAGGAACAUUCGGAGGAUUCGUCGUGUGACGAGACGGGUGAAAGUCCUCCCAAAAAGACCCAGGAAACAAAAAGCAAAAAGCUCUUUGAGACGGUCGUGAUGCCGUCAUCAAGCACGAAGGAGCGCCGCGUUUACGACAAGAAGAACUACUGCUUGUUCUGCUCCAAGCCUGUGUUCAAAAUCGCGCGGCACAUGGAGGCGGUCCACAGCGACCGGGAAGAGGUCGCCGUCGCCUUCCAACAUCCCUUAUUAUCCCCCGAGAGGCAGAAGAUCUGGAAUAACCUGAAGAAAGAGGGGAACUUUGCUCAUAAUAAAAAGGUCUGGAAAACUGGCGAGGGGCAGCUCGUAUUUCAGAAGAGACCCAGGCUGCCCAUGAAGGUGAAGGACUACGUGCACUGCGAGUACUGCCACGGCCUCUACGUGAACAAGGCGUUAUUCAGGCACAUGAAGAUGUGCUCGGAGCGGUCGCCGGAGGACGAGGAGCCCCACUUAAGGAAGAAGCGAAUGGUGUCCCGCUGUGCGCUGUUGGCCGUGAACUGCGAGGCCCUCGGCAUCAGCGCGGACAUCAAGAACAUCCUCGGCGACAUGGUGUACGACGACGUGACUCGCAGCAUCAUGGACGACAGGAUCAUCCUGCAGUUCGCCGAGCAGAUGUUCAACGAGUACGACCGCGACAUGAAGAAGAGCCACUACAUCCGGCAGAACCUUCGGCAGAUCGCCAGGCUGGUGCUGGAGGCCCAGGCGGGGAGUCCGCUGCAGAGUCUGCAGGACUUCUUCCACCCGUCCAACUUCAAGCACGUGGUGGCGACGGUGAAGGGCGUGUCAGGCUACGACGCCGAGACGAAAACCUUCAGUCGCCCGUCUCUCGCUAUCAAGCUCGGCUACAACCUGCAGAAGAUCUGCAAGAUCGUGGAGGGCAACGCCGCCGAGUCCGGCGACGCCGCCGCAACGGAGUCGGCCCGCAGCUUCCUCUCCAUGUAUCGCCUGAGGUGGAACAAGCUCAUCUCCGUACGCGCUCUGAGGAACCUCAGGGAAGUGAAGCAGAAACGAAACGGGCAGGUUCCCUUAGCCGAGGACGUGAAGCGUCUCCACUUCCACAUGGAGAACGUGCUCCAGCUGGCCGAGCGCCGGCUCCGAGAGAAGCGGUCCACGGAGAAUUACGCCGAGCUGGCCCGGGUGCUGCUGGCUCGGACCAUCUUCUUCAACCGCAGGAAGACCAGUGAGGUCACCAGCAUCCCCAUCACGGCCUUCGCGGCGCGGAGGAAGGCGGGCGCGCUGGACGAGGUGGGCAUAUCCGUGUCCAAACUGGAGCGGACGCUGUGCGGGUUCUUCACCCGGAUCGUGGUCAGAGGGGCUUGUGGGAAGAGCGUCCCCGUGCUGCUGAAGCCCUCCUUCGAGUCGGCCAUGGAGCUCCUGAUCGACGCCCGCGAGGCGUGCGGCGUCUCCGGCCAGAACCCGUACGUGUUCGGGCGGCCGUCGGCACUGUCCGCCUACAGCGGGUCGGAGUCCAUCCAGAAGUACGUCAAGGAGUGCGGCGCCAAGAACCCGGCGGCGCUGAAGUCGCAGCAGAUCAAGAGGCACUUUGCCACCCUGCUGCAGCUGAUCAACCUGGACAAAGACGAGGCCCGGCGGAUAUUUGGGCCCGAUAACCAGAUCCAGAUGCUGCAGCAGAACGACGGCACGACGUGUGACGCCGACGUAGAGUCUGGAGUGAGGAUCAAGUGCGUCAAAGCUGAGGAAGACGGAUCGGCAGACGACCGCGAAGAUGACAAGGAGAAGACGACCUCACGCAGAGCUGACAGAUCCAGACGAAAAGGCUUCCGACCCAAUUCCAAGCUCAAAUGGGACGAUGCAGAGGUCCGUGCCGUAGAGAGACACCUGAUGCGCUUCAUCACGGAGCACAAGGUGCCUCAGAAGAAGGACUGCGUUAAGUGCCUGGAGGCCGAGCCGCGGGCCCUGAAGUCCCGCUCGUGGCAGGGUGUGAAGAACUACGUCAGAAACAGGAUCACUACUCUGCAGAGACAACGACGCCUCUCCAAGGAUUCAUCGGAAACAAACGCAGUGAAAUCACAGCAAUCAACAAGCAGAGAAGCAGCCGCCGGGCGCCACGGUGACGUCUCCGAUGGAAGCGGUGGAGCCGCAGAUACCCAUGAGGAACAGGCGUGCGGAGGAACGACCAGCUGCGUGACGGCGAGACCGCCCAGAGCUGACCGAUCCAGCAAAGACGGCUCCGGACCCAAAUCCAAGCUUAAGUGGCACGACGCAGAGGUCCGUGCCGUAGAGAGACACAUGAUGCGCUUCAUCAAAGACCACAAGGUGCCUCAGAAGAGCGACUGCAUGCAGUGCCUUGCCGCUGAGCCGGGGGCGCUGAAGUCCCGCUCGUGGAAAGGUGUGAAGGACUACGUCAGAAACAGGAUCACUACUCUGCAGAGACAACAACGCCUCUCCAAAACUUCACUGAAACACAAGAAACGGUCCAGACCGGAGGAGCCCUGGCAGGACGCUGCUCAUUUCCAGCAGCUGUAUUUGUUUGAUAAAGUCUGUCCAUCUAUACUGGCGAAUUAUGUGUCCGGCAGAGACAUGCAGAUCCUGCAAAAGGAGGACAAGAUGAUGGAUGCCCCCAGCUCUAAUCUGAGCCAGCCUCCCCAUCACGCAUGGGCGGUCCAGAACGGCUGGUCCACUGCAACACCUCAGAGUCCCGUCUGCCCAGAUCCCCUGCCCAGUUUUCGUCACCUCAACAUGGGUUCGUCUCCCGACCAGACCUCCUUCUACAGCACGUGGUCCCAGAGCGACCGUGCUGCCUUUCAGCCGAUGGUUCCUGUCGCUGCAGGAGGCCAGGGAAGAAUUGGACCCCCGUGUUCGUUUCCACUCGUGAACAACAUGACGCCGCCCUUCAGCUCCCAACAACAUUCCCCUUAUCCUCCUCCCUGCCCUUAUGAAGCGGCAGCAUCCCCGUACAGCCCUCCGCACGCAUACCAGGGUCUGCUGGAUGGACCUCGGUCCCCACACCAAGGUCAUCCUUCCCUGAGGCCUCCAUUAAUGGGACGAGGUCCUGCGUCUGAUGGGAGGAAGGACGACCACUCCCCGUCCAACUCCACCAUCCAGCAGCAGCCCCCGUCGACUCUCCUGACACACUCCACAGGAACCAUGAACCACUUUGUUCCCAAUGCAGUGACACAAGACAAACAUUUGAAAGAGCAGUCUUCCACCUCUGAGUCCCGGUACGGUCUGGACCCCGAGCUGUUGCCCAGUGCCGUCAAAGUGAUGGACGAGGACUGGGCCGAGUGGGAGGGCAGGGUCUUCGUCUCGGAGCCGUUUUCCUGUCUUCCUCCGCUUUCAACGACUUCCUGCGUCAUCGAGGACAAAGGUAACGCCAGCCCUUGUGUCAUCCGUUCCACCUCGUACUCCAUACCCUGUGAUGGUCAGAUGGCGCUGCUCAGCCGUCUGCCGCUGGGAGCUCUGGUCACCCCUCUUGGGAAACAACAUGCUGGAGAGAAAGACCUCCCGCUCUGCAAAGACACGGACUGCCUCCUGGGCUGCGGCUGUUGUGGAGCCCCCAUGUGCCCGGCGAUGGCCUGGCAGGACUGUGGGCAGAGGUUCUCCUGCCCCUUCUGUGAGAAACUCACCGAGGUGCCGUGGAAACACUUCCAGCCCACCAGGGGGGUGGAGGGGGAUCGGGUGGAUAAGGACGAAAGGCCUGAGCUCAGUCUGGGUUCAUAUGAAAUAACCGCCUCUCAAAAGGGCGAAUCACCAGCGCUGCUCCUCGCCGUAGACGUGUCCGCCUCGGCGCUGAGAAGCGGACAUUUGGAGUUUGUAACGCAGCAGAUACACGCGUUGUUUACAUCUCUGAACGGGGAGGACGGCGAGUCGCUGUCGGAUGUCCCCGUGGGGUUGAUGACGUACGACAGCAGGAUCCACCUGUACGACCUCAGCCCCAACCUGUCCCGCCCCCAUAUGCUCGUCGUCACGGAAACGGAAGACCUGCAGCUUCCUCUGAGGGAGGGGCUCCUCGUGCCGCUCAAGGACUGUGUAGAAAGCAUCGACAGUGUGCUGCGUCUUCUUCCUCAGUUUGAUGCAGAGUUUGAGGAUUCCCGCGGCGUUCCCAUCGAGCUGCCUGUGAAAGCCGGGCUCGCUGUGCUGCAGGGCCUGAGGCAUCCUGGGAAGCUGCUGAUCUUCCAUACGUCCGCUCUUAUCGAGGCGGGACACUCAAACUUCUCCUCAGGGUUCUUUGUCCCCAACAGACCAAUGUCCAUCUUCCAGCCACCAGAACAGGCCGUCCUGCUGGCUAAGGAGUGUGUCCGUCAGGGAUGUGGCGUCCACCUCUUUGUCCUUUCUCAGCCAGAUGUGGGCGGGGCCUGGCCGGGACACAUCCCACAUCUGUCGGGCGGAGCUCUGCACACCUACAGCCACCUCCAGGGAGCGCUGGACAGAGAGCGCUUCAGUGCCGAUCUCAAGAGGACUGUGAAUAUAGAGACAUGCUACCAGGCUGAACUCAGGAUAUUUGUCAGCAAAGAUUUGCGUGUGUCCGGUUGUUAUGGGCUAUUUGUCCCCGGCCCGAGCCCUGGACAUGUCACCAUGGCAACCCUCGACAGCAGGACAACACUUGCCGUUGAGCUCGCGCACACCAGAGCUCUGGAUGAGACGCGAGGUGCCGCCAUACAGGUGGUCCUGUGUUACAGCAACCAGGCGGGGGAGAGGAGGACCAGGGUUCACACUCUGACGCUGCGAUGCUCUCGUCACAUCCAGGACAUGUUCAGGAGCUGUCAGGCACAAACUCUGCUCACCUUCUACUGCAAGAAGAUGUACUGUGCAGUGCUAGAGCGCCCCCUUCAGGAGUUGAGGGAAGAACUGCAGACGGAGGUGACAGAAGCGCUGGCGUCCUACCGUAAACACUGCUGCUCCUCCUCGGUGUCGGCGGGACAGCUGGUUCUGCCUCAGCACCUCCGGACGCUUCCCGUUUACAUCAACAGCCUGAGGAAGAGCGAGGUGCUGCUGCCCGGCCUGAGGAGCUCCGUCCACCAGCGGCUGCAGCAGCGCUGCCGGGUGCUGGGCCUGGACACCGCCAGCACCGUCACGCACUUCUACCCCCGUCUGCUUUCUCUGCUGCUGUCGGGAGGCGCCGGCGGCCACCUGCGCUGCUGCGCUGCCAGCCUGGAGCCCCGAGGCCUGUACCUGGUGGACGCCCCCCUCGCCCUGCUGCUCUGGGUCGGCAUCCAAGUCCCAGCAUGCACCCUGGUGGAGCUCUUCAACACCAGCUGCUUCUCCUCCCUGCCGUCUGGAGAGACGAAGCUGCCAGCUCUGGAGAACCGGCGCUCCGUCGCUGUUCGAGCUCUCAUCGACGCGCUGAACGUCCAGGCGCCCGGCACUCGCAAGCUGUUGGUGGUGAAGCAGGGCGACAGCUGCGAGGAGGCUCUGCAGCGCCACCUGGUGGAAGACAAGAGUCCCAACGGAGGAGCGUCCUACGCCGACUUCCUGUACCACGUCCACGUCAACUCCAUCCGGCUGCUGCAGUGACACACACACACACACACACACACACACACACACACACACACUCUCAGACCUCUCUGGUGCAAUAUCUGCAACUAAAGACCACCGUUUAUUCACCUCUGGCAAAAACAAGGAAUAGAAAACAUCAAGAAUAAAGAUUAUAACAAUAAUUAUUAUUGUAUUUUCAAAUAAGCUGUGCAUGCAGGACUUGGAGGAGAUAAUUUAUUUAUUUACUGUAUUUAUGUUUACUGAAAGACUGGUGUUUUUGCGCGUGGGAGGAAGGCUAUGUAACAUUUCUGAUGUGAUAUUAUUGCUUUGUCCUGCUGAUCAUAAGAUCCCAGCCUUACGUGUGUCUCUGUUUUUAAUGUCACGGCCUCUCUGGGUUAUGAAUCACAUGAGAAUAAAACUGUGAUUUGAAGUUGCUCCUUGUUUUGUUUUAUUUAUCUUCUCGUCCUCUUUCCAGUGCAGCUCUGAUUGAUGGUGACGUUUCAGACGUCAUCCCCCAGCAGCAAAUAAAUA
Messenger RNA from Cololabis saira (Pacific saury), 7551 nucleotides. RefSeq lists its product as uncharacterized. Gene Ontology annotation, biological process: endoplasmic reticulum to Golgi vesicle-mediated transport; intracellular protein transport. Bases 325 to 7056 code for a protein of 2243 amino acids. The record is from RefSeq and is a predicted model, not a curated record. NCBI's taxonomy places the organism in Eukaryota, Metazoa, Chordata, Actinopteri, Beloniformes, Belonidae. Gene Ontology annotation, cellular component: COPII vesicle coat. The transcript is spliced from 35 exons. Gene Ontology annotation, molecular function: zinc ion binding.